This is a messenger RNA of Clonostachys rhizophaga, 2517 nucleotides long. The record is from the annotation of a GenBank genome assembly. Lineage: Eukaryota; Fungi; Ascomycota; Sordariomycetes; Hypocreales; Bionectriaceae.
AUGCCUGCUAAGCGGAAGGCCCCCGGUGCGACAGUCAGCUCUGCCAAGGUUGGUAGGGUCUCUGCCAACUCGACCCCAGGGCCAGCCACACCUCGAUCUCUCGACAGCCCCGACCGACCGUCAGACGCUGACGACCUCGACGAGGGAAUCGCGGAAAUUCAGAAACAACGAGAGAAAGAGCUUGAAGAAGAAGAAGCCGAUGACUUUGUAGGGUUAUGGGCUCUACCGGGCUCUCAACCUGGCAAGGGAACUCAGAGGCCCUCCCACGAUUACCGAGACUAUUCCAAUCUGCAACUAAAGCCUGAUCACCAGAAUCGCCCUUUGUGGAUCGAUCCCGACCGAGGACACAUCAUACUGGAGAGAUUUAGCCCCCUCUCCGAACAAGCGACCGAUUUUUUAAUCACGAUCGCAGAGCCGACAUCUCGACCUUCAUAUUUCCACGAGUAUAUAUUGACAGCCCAUAGUCUCUAUGCUGCUGUAUCUGUGGGACUUCGCCCAGGUGAUAUUAUCAACACCCUGACCCGUUUUCUGAAAACCGAGCUCCCCCUAGGCCUACGAGAGUUUAUCUUAUCUUGUACACGGAGUUUCGGAAAGGUCAAGUUGGUAUUAAACAAUAACAAAUAUUUCGUCGAGAGUAUGGACCCAGAGAUUCUCCGUAAACUUUUGACAGAUGCGGUCAUCGGCAAAUUGCGAUUACAUGGCUCGAGCGAAAUAACAACAACAAUGAAGCCUACGGCCCGGGGACUCGUCAUUCCUGGAACCAAAGAUGCUGCAGGUCUGCAACAAGCAAAUUUGCAGUCGGACAAGGAACCCGGCGACGGUGCGGACGAUAGAGACAAGACUGUAGACAACAUUGCUACGCUUAUCGAAGAUGACAAUGACGAUGAAGAAGCUGUUCAUUCGUUUGAAAUCCCUGAUGUCGCUGUUGAGACAGUACAGAAGAGGUGCCUGGACUUGGGCUAUCCAAUCCUUGAAGAAUACGACUUUCGGCAUGACAAUGUCAACCCAGAUUUAGAGAUUGACCUGCGACCUAACACUCAGAUUCGGCCGUAUCAAGAAAAAAGCCUCAGCAAAAUGUUUGGGAAUGGUCGAGCUAAGAGUGGGAUUAUUGUAUUGCCCUGCGGUGCUGGGAAAACACUCGUCGGCAUUACAGCCGCUUGUACCAUUAAGAAGGGCGUCAUCGUUCUUUGCACCAGCUCUGUGUCAGCUGUCCAGUGGCGAAAAGAGUUCCUUAAAUGGUCAAAUAUCGGUCCUGAUGAUAUCACUCUCUUUACUGCCGAGAACAAGAAAAGAUUUCCAGGUAGUACUGGGGUUAUUGUUACAACAUACUCAAUGGUUACGAAUAGCCGCGAACGAUCUCAUGAUUCACAGAAAAUGAUGAACUUUCUACAGACGCGCGAAUGGGGCCUAAUGCUUCUUGAUGAGGUCCACGUCGUGCCAGCUAAUAUGUUCCGGCGAGUUAUUGCAUCAAUUAAAUCUCACUCAAAAUUAGGUCUUACAGCCACACUCCUUCGAGAGGAUGAUAAGAUAUCUGAUCUUAACUUCCUCAUCGGGCCAAAGCUAUUUGAGGCCAACUGGAUAGAACUUUCUCAACAGGGGCAUAUUGCUCGAGUUCAAUGUGCAGAGGUGUGGUGCCCAAUGCCAACAGAAUUUUACGAAUCAUACUUGCAAGUAUCUUCUCACGUCAUUAAGCGAACGUUACGUGCUGUGAAUCCUCGCAAGUUCCAGGCAUGUCAAUAUCUUAUUAACUACCAUGAAGCUCGUGGUGAUAAGAUCAUUAUCUUCUCUGAUGAGCUUUACUCAUUAAAGCUAUAUGCACUUAAGCUAAGCAAAGCUUUUAUCUAUGGCGGCACUGGCCAGGAGGAGCGGAUAAGGAUCCUGGAAAAUUUCCAGCAUAACCCUCAGAUCAACACACUCUUCUUAUCUAAAAUCGGCGAUACAUCACUUGACCUUCCUGAGGCGACUUGUCUGAUUCAGAUAUCCUCUCAUUUUGGAUCUAGACGUCAGGAAGCACAGCGACUUGGGCGUAUUCUACGUGCAAAGCGCAGAAAUGAUGAAGGAUUUAAUGCUUUCUUUUACUCACUUGUUUCCAAGGAUACUCAAGAAAUGUACUUUUCAUCCAAGCGACAGGCAUUUCUCGUGGAUCAAGGAUAUGCUUUCAAGGUCAUCACACAACUAGCUGACAUUGACCAACUGCCUGACCUAGCAUUUUCAACGGCAACAGAGCGGCGUGAGCUGCUCCAGCGUACUCUGAUUGAUAAGGAUAAGUGGGGUGAGGAGGAUGUCGGGGCAGACGAUCUAUUCCAUUUGGAGAAGCCCACUGGACGAGGAAAGAAGAAGACUGGAAUUCGGCGUACUGCUGGAUUGCUCGGCGAACUGAGUGGUGGUCAAGAUAUGGCAUACGUCGAGCAAAACAAGGCGGCAAAUAAAACACUGAAGAAGGACAAUAAAGGUGGUCAAAGUGCUUUUUUUAAAAAGAUUGCAAGAGAAAAGCAACGACGGAGAGACAAUGCUUGA